UAAGCUUUCAUCUUCCCCUUCCCUUCUCCUCCUUCCUCAACCCCACCUCCCCCUCCUCUCUAACCAUCUUCCCACCAUUUCAUGAGUUGACCCACACCCAACACUCUUAUAUCAAAACUUAAAAUAUUCCAAAAAAAAUUUUCACCUUGCCCAGUCUUAUAUAUUCAUCCAUCAUUCAAUCAACCCAACUCAUAUUUAGCUAGCUCUUGAGUCGUCUUUAUCUCUCUCUCUCUCUCUCUAUCUCUCAAAGACAACCCUACCCAUCUCUCUCAGUCUCUCCUAUAUAUGUGCAUAUCCUCAACAUCUCUUUGUGUAUCACAGUCACAGAACACCACUCGUGUAAUCUCCUUCCUUUUGCUUUGCUUAGUGCAAAAGAAAAAAGAAAGAAAUUGAAGCAACAGAAAGAAAAGAAAAAAAAGGAAAAAGAAAUGGACGGAAGUUGCAUCGAUGAAAGCAGCAGCAAUUCCAUAUCAGUCUCGCCGGCGCCGGUGUCUUCUUUACCGGAGAAAAAAGAAACCGAGAGGCUAUGCCGGAUGGGGAGUGGCGCUAGUGUAGUCAUAGACUCAGACAGCGGGGUCGAAGCCGAAUCUCGUAAGCUCCCAUCGUCCCAGUACAAGGGAGUCGUCCCCCAGCCAAACGGACGUUGGGGGGCUCAGAUAUAUGAGAAGCACCAACGUGUGUGGCUGGGCACGUUCAAUGAAGAGGAGGAGGCAGCCAGGGCCUACGACAUCGCAGCGCAGAGGUUCCGCGGCCGGGACGCCGUCACCAACUUCAAGCCAUUAUCGGAGACGGACGAGGAUGACAUCGAGACAAUCUUCUUGAAUUCGCAUUCCAAGGCUGAGAUUGUCGACAUGCUCCGAAAACACACAUACAAUGACGAGCUCGAGCAAAGUAAGCGUAAUUAUGGGCGCAAUGGCGAUGUGAGUAAAAGAAAUAGAGGUGGUGGGUGCUUCGGUGAUUCUGGUGGCUCAGACCGAGCGGCCAAGGCUCGUGAGCUGCUCUUCGAUAAGGCCGUCACGCCCAGCGAUGUCGGCAAGCUAAACCGGUUGGUUAUACCAAAGCAACACGCAGAGAAGCACUUCCCGCUCCAGAUUGGAAGCACUUCCAAGGGUGUGUUAUUGAAUUUCGAGGAUAAUGGAGGGAAGGUGUGGCGAUUCAGAUACUCGUAUUGGAAUAGCAGUCAGAGCUACGUGCUCACAAAAGGGUGGAGCCGAUUCGUGAAGGAGAAGAACUUGAAGGCCGGCGAUGUAGUCAGUUUUCAGCGAUCGACGGGGCCGGACAAGCAGCUUUUCAUCGACUGGAAGCCCAGAGCAGCGUCGACUUACAUGGCGUUGCCACAGCUGGUUCACCCGCUAAACCCAGCAGCUCAACCGGUCGAGGUGGUUAGAUUAUUUGGCGUCAAUAUUUUCAAAAUACCAGUAAGCAGCGUGGUUAACAGUUGGAAUGGAAAAAGAUUGAGAGAUGUUGAUGAGUUUUCUUCAUUAGAGCCCUGCAGCAAGAAACAGCGCGUAUUAGGAGCUUUGUAGCAGUUUUCAUUCCCUGAUUUUGUUUUUCCUUUUUUGUUUUUCUUUUUUUUUUUCCCUGUAAAUGCUGAAAGGGAAAGAAAGGAAAGUUGAGGGGAGGUGGGUGUGCCAACUUGCAAAGGUGGUCUGAUGUGUACAUUAUUACAAGACAAAAGCAGAAGAUGUUGAAACCAGGUGGGACGAAAAAUAAUCAAAUUCUCAUUUAGGAUCUUUUUUUUUACAGUUGUUCAUUAAUUAAUUUGUUCUUUGUUAAUUAAUUAAUCUUGUUUAGUUUCUACAGUUGUUAUGAAGAAAUUUAUAUGUAACCAGCUGUAUGUUCUUCCACCCAGCAGAAAUGGCACGACAGCUUUAAGCUAUUUCCAUCC
Messenger RNA from Nelumbo nucifera (sacred lotus), 1888 nucleotides. RefSeq names its product AP2/ERF and B3 domain-containing transcription factor RAV1-like. The record is from RefSeq and is a predicted model, not a curated record. NCBI's taxonomy places the organism in Eukaryota, Viridiplantae, Streptophyta, Magnoliopsida, Proteales, Nelumbonaceae. Gene Ontology annotation, molecular function: DNA binding; DNA-binding transcription factor activity. Gene Ontology annotation, biological process: regulation of DNA-templated transcription.